This is a messenger RNA of Sesamum indicum (sesame), 2802 nucleotides long. It is a transcript of the gene STT3B, whose product is annotated as staurosporin and temperature sensitive 3-like b. Gene Ontology annotation, molecular function: oligosaccharyl transferase activity. The record is from RefSeq and is a predicted model, not a curated record. Lineage: Eukaryota; Viridiplantae; Streptophyta; Magnoliopsida; Lamiales; Pedaliaceae. Gene Ontology annotation, cellular component: membrane.
UUGGGAGACCCUAAAAUAAGGUAGGAGGUUAUUUUGGGACAAACAAGUCGGUCCACUCUCUCUCCGCUUCAAAUGCAAGUGAGAUACACACACUCUUCAGAGCCAGAGCAGUAGGGUUUAAUGACUGAAAUCCUGAUAUCCAAGAUGGAACACUUCUAAUUAGUUCCCUCAAUUUUCGUUAUAUCACCUACUCACUCUCAAUUCAAAUCCCCCACCACGCCCAUUUCAAAACCUUGUUUUGAUCUGAUCCGAUCCGAUCUAUCAAUUCAAUGGUGAGCACGAAGAUGGACAAAUCGCCGGCGGAUCUGCUGGCUUCACCUGGCCUUGCCUCGCUGCUCAAAUCCCUUAAGUUGAAGACCAAGCAGCAGGAGCUCUUGAUCCGUGUCUCCAUCCUCUGUUUGGUUUACGUUUUGGCCUUCAUUACCCGUCUCUUCAGUGUCUUGCGUUACGAGAGCAUGAUCCACGAGUUUGACCCCUACUUCAAUUACCGAGUUACUCAGUAUUUGACUCAGAAGGGGUUUUACGAAUUUUGGAACUGGUUUGACUCCGAGAGCUGGUAUCCACUCGGUAGGAUUAUUGGUGGGACUCUCUAUCCUGGCCUCAUGGUCACCGCUGCCCUCAUCUAUUGGAUUCUUCGUUUCCUCAGGUUUGCCGUACACAUUCGUGAAGUUUGUGUGCUCACUGCACCAUUUUUUGCUUCCAACACCACUCUGGCGGCUGCAUUAAUUGCUAUUUGCCCUGGUUAUAUCUCAAGGUCGGUGGCGGGCUCAUAUGAUAACGAGGGUGUUGCUAUUUUCGCUUUGCUGCUUACUUUCUAUUUAUUUGUUAAGGCUGUCAAUACGGGCUCACUUGCUUGGGCUCUGGCCUCAGCUUUUGGAUACUUUUAUAUGGUUUCAGCAUGGGGUGGUUAUGUCUUCAUUAUUAAUCUGAUCCCUCUGUACGUGCUGGUUCUGUUGAUUACUGGAAGAUAUUCGAUGAGGUUAUAUGUAGCUUAUAACUCCAUGUAUGUGCUGGGAAUGUUACUUGCAAUGCAGAUUCGUUUUGUGGGCUUUCAGCAUGUCCAGUCUGGAGAACACAUGGCGGCAAUGGGAGUGUUUUUCUUGAUGCAGGUGUUUUACUUCUUAGACUGGGUGAAAUACCUGCUAAAUGAUCCAAAGAAAUUCCACACCUUCCUGAGGAUCACAGUGACCAGUGCAGUAGGUUUGGGUGUGAUAGCUCUGGGAGUUGGCACUGCCUCUGGAUAUAUUUCUCCAUGGACUGGUCGAUUUUAUUCUCUCCUGGAUCCAACUUAUGCCAAGGAUCACAUUCCAAUAAUUGCUUCGGUCUCUGAGCACCAGCCUACAGCAUGGUCAUCAUUCAUGUUUGAUUUUCAUAUAUUAUUGCUUCUUUUCCCAGCUGGUCUAUAUUUCUGCUUCAAACGUUUAUCAGACGCCACUAUAUUCAUAGUGAUGUAUGGUCUCACUAGUAUGUACUUCGCUGGAGUCAUGGUGCGGCUAAUACUCGUUGCGACACCUGCAGUAUGCCUUAUUAGUGCAAUCGCAGUCUCAGCCACCAUAAAGAAUCUAACUCAGCUUGUGAGGGCAAAGGGCAAACCUAAUCCUGUUGGCCCUGGUAAAGGAACAAGUGGCACCAAAGCUUCCUCUAAGGGUUCCCCAGAUCAGUCUAUGCCUUUCCAAAGAAAUGGUGCUAUCGCAUUGCUUCUUGGAGUGUUUUACUUGCUUACCAGAUAUGCUGUCCAUUGUACUUGGGUUACAUCAGAGGCAUACUCAUCUCCAUCAAUUGUCUUAGCUGCUAGGGGUGCCCAUGGGAACAGGGUGAUUUUUGAUGACUACCGUGAAGCAUAUUUUUGGCUGCGACAGAACACUCCUCCAGAUGCCAAGGUAAUGUCUUGGUGGGAUUAUGGUUAUCAGAUCACCGCCAUGGGGAACAGAACAGUUAUUGUUGACAACAACACUUGGAAUAACACACACAUCGCUACCGUUGGACGUGCUAUGUCAUCCUAUGAGGACGAAGCAUAUGAGAUUAUGAGAUCACUGGAUGUUGAUUAUGUAUUGGUUGUUUUUGGAGGUGUUACUGGUUAUUCUUCUGAUGAUAUUAACAAAUUCUUGUGGAUGGUAAGAAUUGGAGGUGGAGUUUUUCCUGUAAUUAAGGAACCAGAUUACCUUGUUAAUGGAGAGUAUCGUGUUGACAAAGGCGCAGCUCCAAAAAUGUUGAACUGUCUAAUGUACAAGCUAUCUUAUUAUCGAUUUGGUGAGCUGACUACAGAAUAUGGAAAGCCUCCCGGAUACGACAGAGCACGGGGAGUUGAAAUUGGAAAUAAAGAUAUAAAGCUAGAACACUUGGAAGAGGCCUUCACAACGUCGAACUGGAUAAUCAGAAUAUACAAGGUCAAACCCCCAAAUAAUAGGUGGUGAUCAACUCACACUCUAGCUCUUGCGGGACUACACAUGUUACAGUAGUGCUGAGUUUAUGGCUUAGGUUAAAUAGACCGUUGUAGGGUUCCAUUUUGGAACUGUUGAGGUUCCAAAUUUUCUGGGUUUUAUAUUUCUUUAAGGUUUUAUUUUGCCCUUUCACCUCAUUACUGUAACUGGAAGGUACUUACUAACUAGUCGCCAAAGCAACAAUCCUUGGAUGUCAAAGUGCAACAUCAAUGCUAUUUGUAGGCUUGUUGAGUGCGCAUGGAAUAUGAAGCAGUUGACAUGAGUUCCUAUUGCUCUUUGUUUCAUAUUUUCCCCCCAGAUAUGGGAUUAUGUGCUGCUUGCUCUACUGGGAAUCUAAUACACCAUUGGGAUUAUCUAUAUA